Messenger RNA from Gymnodraco acuticeps, 2223 nucleotides. It is a transcript of the gene rnf11a, whose product is annotated as ring finger protein 11a. NCBI's taxonomy places the organism in Eukaryota, Metazoa, Chordata, Actinopteri, Perciformes, Bathydraconidae. Bases 348 to 791 code for a protein of 147 amino acids. The record is from RefSeq and is a predicted model, not a curated record. The transcript has 3 exons.
UGCAAAGUUCCUGAUGACGGUAUUUCCGGUUUGUGUUUACAUCCAUGGUUAACACAAGAAGGCAACACAUAACCAGACUCACUUUAAACACCUCGGUGUGACGGUUAAAAUAUAUGUCACUAAUUGUUCAUCCAUCCUCUGUGUAACAAAAAAAAGGCGUUUCUUCCGUCUAGAGAGCCACGUCGCGUCUCCCGUCGUGUUUCCGUCAAACUCCUCAUGCAAUGACUGCAAACUAUCAGCUAACAGCGAGCUAAGCUACCGACAACUCGUCCAGACAUUACCUAGUUCACUCCUGCUCAGUGUCCGCCCCUCAGAGUGAAGUCUCUCAUGGUGGUCAGUUCACUUUAAUGGGUAACUGCCUGUUUUCACAAGGUGCGGAUGACCUGUCGCUGCUGAACGAAUCUGAGGGGGGCAGUCUGCCCGGGGAGCCUCCGCCGCCCUACCAGGAGCGCAGCCAGCAUGUGCCAGUGUACCAUCCCAACCCAGGGGAGAGUCGCUCUGCCUACCAGCUGACGGAGGAGGAGCAGGUCCGCAUCGCCCAGCGCAUCGGCCUCAUCCAUCACCUGCCUAAAGGCAUCUUCAACCCGGGCUCCGAUCCCACUGACAAGAAAGUUAAAGAGUGUGUGAUCUGCAUGAUGGAUUUUGAGUAUGGCGAUCCCAUCCGGUUCUUGCCCUGCCUUCACAUCUACCACGUGGAUUGCAUCGACCCCUGGCUGAUGCGCUCCUUCACCUGCCCCUCCUGCAUGGAGCCGGUCGACGCAGCCCUGCUGUCCUCGUACGAAACCAUCUGAGCCGCCCCAUGCUGGCCGCUCCUGCCUGAAAGUAACUGCACCUUUAUAGCCGACACUGUCCUAGCUGUUCAAACAGGUAGCCUCGGUGAUGUGACAUUAUGCAGAUGUUUGAAGGGUGUUUUAGAUGCAGACAGCUGUAGAAAAACUGUGCCAUACAGUACAUUGCUUAAGUCUGAUAUGCACCUAUUUAGAAGAUGUUUGCCUUUUACAGUUGGACAAUGUGCCAAAUCAAGCUAGAUGGAGAAUAUGUAAAGCUGUACAUGUAGCAUAAUAUUACUGUUAAGUAAUUUCACUUUUGUAUGACAGUCUAUUUUAAUUUGGGAUUUCUAUUCUUAUGGAGUGCAUGUCACCAAUUGACUUCCCCCUUUCUAGCUGUAAUGUGCAAUAUGUCUUAUCAAUAGAGAAAAAUGCAGGAAAUCUCUCUUUGAUCUAGGGAAGGAACUGCGGUUUCAGCAACAUGUGGCCUUUAAUGUCACAAAAACACAGGCCUUUUAUUCUGAUAUGCAAUCAUCAAAACACAGAAAAAUAAACUUUUCUGAACUAAGUUAUGCUAAGAGGUCCCAAGACCAUUUGUCUACAGCACCAAGAUAUAGGAUGUUGUCGUUUUGGAUUGAAGUUGUUUGAAGAUUGAAUCUAUUUAACUAGAGUCUGGUUGUUGGUACUGUAGGGUUUCCUUUGAAGCUGCUUUUAUAAAUGAGCAUAUGUUAUUGCCUUCCCACAAUAUGAAUCCUUCCCUUUGCUUCCUCGAGUUCGUGCUGCGUUUUGUUUAAGAAAUAAGCCUUGAGUGUGUCCUUUGCUUGUUGAUUGUUGUGUGUUUUAAUAUGUGUGUUCUUCAGGAGAUUGUGGGUAGAGGUUGUGAAUGAACCUUAUUAACCUUAACCUCAGUUAUAGACCUUGUAAUAGUUCCCAUCCUUUUGUUUUUAAUUUAGAGCUGUUUUUAAUUACCUUCUUCUAGCAAGUGAUGCAUUAUAAGAGCUCCCUGGUGUGGUCUAAAAAAAAAAUGCUCUUGUCUUUUGGUAUUAGACAUGUACUGUAUCUGAUACUGAAUGCGUCAUUUAUAGCACAAACAAUUAAUGUAAAGCAUUUUUUCAGCUUUUAAAUAUUUAGACACUCAAGUGACAAUAAGAGGACAUUUCUGAUUUACUCAGGCUGCUGUGACUUUUUAAGGUUGAGGUUAGCCAAUUCCUGUGAAGUACAAUCAUUUCUGACAUGAGCUUUGUUUUUCUUAAAGUUAUCCUCCAGGGGAAAACACAUACCAGCACUGCACUGAUUUGUGUCACAAUGAAUUAGGCCAGAAAUAAAGUCAGAAAUUGGCUCUGUCUGCUGUUAACAAUCAGUUUGUGUUUUAAUUUAUAAUGUUUGCCCUGGUGAGAAGAUUUUAGAAAAAGUCAUGAAACCACAAUAAAAGUGGAAACCAAAUUGUACAUAACAA